This is a messenger RNA of Nematostella vectensis (starlet sea anemone), 1449 nucleotides long. Its product is annotated as DNA-directed RNA polymerase III subunit RPC6. Lineage: Eukaryota; Metazoa; Cnidaria; Anthozoa; Actiniaria; Edwardsiidae. Gene Ontology annotation, cellular component: RNA polymerase III complex. Bases 40 to 996 code for a protein of 318 amino acids. The transcript has 8 exons. Gene Ontology annotation, biological process: transcription by RNA polymerase III. The record is from RefSeq and is a predicted model, not a curated record.
UGUGUAGGCCUGGCUACACAGCCCAACCAACAAUCCAAGAUGGCGGUCGCAGACAUAGUUAUCAAGCAAGAGGCCGUGGAAGCUGUGGAUUUACAGGACCGAAUACUAGAGCUAUGCAAAGGAACGCCUAAAGGCAUUUCGGACAGGACGAUACUACAGGACAUGCCUUCAGUAUCAGCAGAACAGCGUGUGGCGGCCAUAAACAGACUCUUGUCAACGGGGAAAAUUGAACUUCUAAAGAGUGGGUCCCAGUUACUAUACAAGUACAAAGAUGACCAACAAACAAAUCAGAAAACUAAAGGUUUUGAAUUAGAGGAAAAGCUAGUCUAUCAAACCAUAGAGGAAUCUAGCAAUAAAGGUAUUUGGAUCAGAGACAUCAGAUAUAAAUGUAAUCUGCAAAUGACCCAGCUCAAUAGGAUCAUAAAGACGUUAGAGAGCAAGAAACUCAUCAAAGCUGUCAAGUCUGUUGCGGCAUCCAAGAAGAAGGUUUACAUGCUGUUCAACCUUGAACCUGAUGAAUCAGUCACCGGAGGCGCAUGGUACAGUGACCAGGAUUUUGAGGCAGAAUUUGUUGAAGUUUUAAACCAGCAGUGCUUCAAGUACCUUGAACAGAAGCUUCGUCAGGCAGAAAAACUCCAUGCAGACCCUGUGGCCCGGAGAAACGCGUCAUAUGCUCCUGCUGAGGAUGUCUGGAAGUACAUCACACAACUAGGCAUCAGCAAGGUUCAGCUGUCUGUGCACGAUAUCGAGACUAUUCUGAGCACGUUGAUAUUCGACGGACGCGUGGAGACCACCAUCGUAUCGGCCGGCACCUCCACCUCGCGCACAGCCGUCAGUGGACAAAAGACCCUCUACCGAGCGAUCUUCCCCAUCGUGCCGUCCACAGGGCUCAUGACGUCACCGUGCGGGGUGUGUCCGGUGAUCGACCAUUGCCGAGACGGUGCCGCAAUAUCUCCCAAGACCUGCAUCUACAUGAAAGACUGGCUCGAUCUAUAAAAAAAAACGAACCUGUUAGACACCCUGUGUGGUCUCAACCGAACGAGACUGGCCCAGGCAGGGCGUUUAAAAUAAGGCAUCCUGUGAGAUCAUUGCCGAGUAGUACUGGGGCAAGAUAGGCAAUGAGGAGAGUAAUCACGUGAAGCCUCAACCGAGUAGGGGUGCAGAAAAGGAUGAUGGGAGAAAUAUGGGUAACCCUGUAUGAAAACAAUCGAGAAGGACUGGGGACAAAUAAUCGACGAAAGAUGAAGACCCUGUGUAGUCACAGCCAAGUCGGACCGGGACGAGAUAUGGAAGAUAAACUACAUUCAUCUGCAUGUAACUGACAACAAUGCUGUAGUUUGGCAUUUAACAGGAAGCUUGAUUACCAAAUUAAGAAAAUAGUAUAAGUCAACGUGAAUCUUGUUACUUUCCUUUACUUCAAAAAACAUAUAUAAAGAAAAUUAGAAAAUA